Daucus carota subsp. sativus is the source of this 2013-nucleotide messenger RNA. RefSeq names its product serine/threonine-protein kinase PCRK1. The transcript has 6 exons. Bases 410 to 1720 code for a protein of 436 amino acids. Gene Ontology annotation, molecular function: protein kinase activity; ATP binding. NCBI's taxonomy places the organism in Eukaryota, Viridiplantae, Streptophyta, Magnoliopsida, Apiales, Apiaceae. Gene Ontology annotation, biological process: protein phosphorylation. The record is from RefSeq and is a predicted model, not a curated record.
GUUCAAACCACCUCAUUCCAACCAGCUUCUUCAACUUUCACAUUCUUUUUCUUCAUUUAAUUUGCCAGAAAUCCAUAAUAUUUGUUUUAUUAAAUACCAUUUAUAUUUGCAUGCCAACACAUUAUUUCUUUUUUUAUUUCUAUGGUAGUUAAGCCACAGUGUUGAAUCUUGGUUUUUCCAUUUAUAAAUAGUUGGUAAAAAAGACUGUGGCAAGUUGGUUUGCUUUCAGACUUGUCUGCAAUUCUAUCUUUGCGUUUGUUUUAGCUUUUUGUGAACUUUCCAAGUAAUGGGCUCUCUGUUUCUUUAAAUAAAUUUAGGUUUACAAAUCUUUGCACACUGCUUGCUGCUGUCAGAUCAAGAAAAUUCAAGGGUAAUUUCGUAUCAGCCGAUAUUUUAAUUUUAAAGAGGCAUGAAGUGUUUCAAUUUUUACAUUGGGGAAAAGAAGGAUGAAACUAAGCCAUCCAAGUCAAUUGAGGGUCAGUCUUCAGGUUCUGGUUUUACCGAUCGUUCAGCAAGGCGAUCAGGGUCUGAAUUCAAUUCCAGAAAUAUGUCAGAUAUCAGCAUGGAGUCCAUUGGAAAACCCAUGAUUCCAAGCUUAUCACAGAAGUCCAACAACCUCAGAGAGUUUACACUUGCUGACCUAAAAUUAGUCACUAAAAAUUUCAGCCAUUCCACCAAAAUUGGCGAGGGUGGAUUUGGGUGUGUCUACAAGGGUGUGAUUAAAACAUCUGAAGAUAAGAAACUUAAUGUGGCUGUUAAACAGCUUGGUAAAAGAGGAUUGCAGGGGCACAAGGAGUGGGUUACUGAAGUUAAUGUUCUAGGGGUGGUCGAGCAUCCGAAUCUUGUGAAAUUAGUGGGUUACUGUGCUGAAGAUGACGAAAGAGGGAUUCAGAGGCUUCUAAUUUAUGAAUAUCUUCCGAAUGGGAGUGUAGAGGACCAUCUAUUAAGUCGGGCAGAGAUGCUUCUUCCCUGGACCCAGAGGCUGAAAAUAGCACAAGAUGCUGCUCGUGGCUUAGCCUACCUGCAUGAGGGAAUGGACUUUCAGAUCAUCUUUAGAGAUUUUAAGUCUUCAAACAUUCUGCUUGAUGAUCAAUGGAAUGCUAAGCUAUCAGACUUUGGAUUGGCUAGGCUGGGGCCGUCGGAGGGGCUGACCCAUGUCUCGACCGCGGUUGUCGGAACAAUGGGAUAUGCAGCUCCAGAGUAUAUUCAAAGUGGCCGUCUCACUUCAAAAAAUGACGUAUGGAGCUAUGGAGUAUUUCUUUACGAGCUCAUCACUGGGAGACGGCCAUUGGACAAAAACCGCCCAAAGGUCGAGCAGAGCCUUUUGGAAUGGAUAAAGCCUUACUUAUCCGAUGCGAAGAAGUUCAGGAUGAUAAUAGACCCCAGACUUGAAGGCAAAUAUUCUCUGAAGGCAGCCCACAAGUUAUCAAUUGUAGCCAACAGAUGCUUGUCCAGACACCCAAAAUCACGCCCAAUGAUGAGUGAGGUACUGGAAAUGGUAAAUCGGAUCAUAGAUCCAGCAGCUGAAACAGGCACUAGUCAGCCAGCUGUGAGUCCUGUGACACGUUCAGUUCCGGUAACUCCCAAGGAAGUUACUCAUCAAGAACAGAUUUCAGAUGAAACUGAAAGGAAAGGUAAGAGGAGUACUAUGGAUUCAAAAAACGGAGAUAGCUCGUGGUUAGCACGGAUGUUGACGCCAAAGCUUCUAAAGACGUGCUAAUACAAUGUUUCCUGCAUAUAAUGCUACGCUGUUUUUUGAUUCUUGAGUUUCAAGUAACAAGGCCCUGCGUUGUCUGUGUGAGCGGAAAUUGUGAAUUAGAGCAGCAAAUGACUGUAUAUAUGAGAGAUGGGAAAUUUUAUCAAUGCUUAGAAGUUGAUUACAUUUGGCAUUAUUUGCUUUACCUUCAGUGUUACAUCUUUCUUGAUCUUGCAAAUUUGCAGAUUAAUGCCUUCUCAAUUUGUACAACAUUCUUUUAUCCUAAUUUUUUAAUCAAAAAACGUUGGGAUUUUUUA